AUGGCGUCCCAGCUGGUCGAGAGCCACCGCGCCGGGGCCGAUGUCAUCAAGGGGCGCGAAGUCUGCAAGAAGAAGUCUGUCGAGCUCCUUGAAGAGUUCGGCCUCCCGAAAGGCCUCUUUCCAAUGGACGACAUUGAGGAAAUCGGGUACAACCGCGAGAGCGGGUUCGUGUGGAUGCUUCAGAAGAAGAAGAACCAGCACACCUUCAAGAAGAUCCAGCAGACUGUCUCCUACGACACCGAGGUGACCGCUUUUGUGGAGAAGGGCAAGAUCAAGAAGGUCACCGGGGUCAAGGUCGAGGAGCUGUCUUUGGUCGAGGUCCAUGUGGAUAAGUCUUCUGCUGAUAAGGUCACCGUCAAGACUGACACCGGUCUGUCUGACAUCCAUGAUGCAGCCGCGUUCGCUCUCGGAGAAUAG
Molecule: messenger RNA, 417 nt
Organism: Triticum turgidum subsp. durum (durum wheat)
Lineage: Eukaryota; Viridiplantae; Streptophyta; Magnoliopsida; Poales; Poaceae
Source: the annotation of a GenBank genome assembly